AUGAUUUCAUGGGUUGUGAUGAAUGGGAUAAUAGUGAAAAUUAUGAAGAAGAGGAGUGUGGAGGAGGCGUCGGUGAAAAUAUCGCUCAAUUACACAACUCUGAAGAGUAGUAAGAAAUACUUGAGGGUGAGGUGCAUAGAUCGUACUUGCCGGUGGAUGGUGCGCACAUAUGCUAUCAGAGAAUCGGGUUGGUUUCACGUCCACAAGUACGUGGGAGAGCAUACUUGUGGCGUUGAUCAUGUCAUGGGAAAGCACAAGAAUGUCACCGUGGAGGUCAUUGCCUCACUUAUUUUGAACUUUUUCGUUGACAACAAAGUUCCAAGCCCGAAAGAGAUCGAGAGGAUCGUAUUUAAGGAGCUACAUUGCAGGCCGAGCUAUUGGAAGUAUUGGAUGGCAGGCGUCAUUGUGAAGAACAUAGUUCGAGGUACGUCAGAGCAUGGAUAUGCAGUGUUUCCCGCAUUUUCAUAUAUUUUCAACAGCCUCAACCUUGGGUCUAUUAAUUCCCUCAGGGUCGAUGAGGAAUCUGGUAGGUUUAUUUACUACUUUAUGGGAUUUGGGGAUUCUAUCUGUGGAUAUGCACAUAUGAGAAAGGUCGUUAUCGUUGAUGGCACGCAUUUGUCCGACAAGUACGAGGGCGUGUUACUGUCCAUUCUCACUCAAGAUACGCAGAAUCAUAUCUAUCCCUUAGCGUAUUGUGUGGUGGAUAAGGAGAAUGAUGCGUCGUGGGGAUUCUUCUUCGACAUGCUUAAGGCCCUUAUCGUCGAUGAACCAGAGCUGUGUGUUAUCUCCGACAGAUACUUAAUCAUAGACAACGUCCUCGCAAGGCAUUAUCCACUUGCGCAUCACGGUGUUUGUAUGAGGCAUCUCGGUGAAAAUCUUCGAAUAAAUCACCAUUGUUCCGAAUCUCUCUAUUUGUACUACCAUGUGGCCAAGGCAUACACAUUGGAAGAAUUUAAUGACUACUUCAACGCCCUUAAAGAAAGAUGCCCAAACGCAGCAGCUUGCCUCGAGCAUGAAGUAGGAUUUGAAAAGUUGAGCCGGGCUCACUUUCCAGGUAAUCGAUUCAACAUCAUGACCUCAAACAUCACCGAGUCGCUCAACUCAAUGUUGCGCGACGAAAGAGAGUAUCCAGUGGCGGCCAUUUUCAAUUCAAUUGCACAUAGAUUUGGAGAAAUAUUCAAGAAGAGAAAGUAUGACUUGGUAAAAUUGCCAUGCGCUCAUGCAAUAGCAGCGUUGCAUUUGAAGCACGGGGACGAAUACGGCACUAGCAUUUACAACUACUCUUCGCAAAUAUAUUCGAAAGAAUCAUACCUCUUUGCAUACUUGGAACCUAUUUGUGCAGCACCACUUGAGCUGGAGUGGCGCGAUAGUAUCUUGAAAUGCAAGUUCUUCCACCCAACUUCGAUCCCAAACUCGAACGGAGGAAUGUGA
Capsicum annuum is the source of this 1431-nucleotide messenger RNA. RefSeq lists its product as uncharacterized. The record is from RefSeq and is a predicted model, not a curated record. The transcript is spliced from 3 exons. NCBI's taxonomy places the organism in Eukaryota, Viridiplantae, Streptophyta, Magnoliopsida, Solanales, Solanaceae. Bases 1 to 1431 code for a protein of 476 amino acids.